UUCAUCUGUGCUUUCAGCUGAACUCAUGUGAGGACUGAAGUGUCUGAACCUGAUCAUCACUGAGAUAGAGUUCUGGUUAAAGUAGAGUGAAAGGAAGAAAAGAAAACAGGAAGUCAGACAGGGAAAAGAAAACAGGAAGUCAGACAGGGAAAAGAAAACAGGAAGUCAGACAGGGAAAAGAAAACAGGAAGUCAGACAGGGAAAAGGACGUGACCAGGAAUCAAGGUUCGUCAGGACCCGGACCAGUUCCACCCGGGCCGCCUUAGAGGGUCUGUUUCCUUUCCAGGUCUCAUAUACUUGGCUGUUUUCCAGUCUGACUUCGGCUGGUUUUGGUUUUUUUUCUCUAAGUGUUGGGAUACAAACGCACUCUUUCUCGACCUCAUCUGAAUGUUUCCCAGAAGAAGGAAAACCUGUGACCUGAACCUUGUCUUCCAGAGAGAAGCCAAAGGGGGAUUUAAGUGAAACCUAAAAGUUGUAUCUGGACAAAGAUCACCUGAUUCCAGCAAACAUGGAUGGAAGACCCACCUGUGAGCAGUGUGGAAAGACUUUCACCAGGGCAUAUAACCUAAAACGCCACCAAUGCAUCCACCCUAGAGAAAAACCAUAUGAGUGUGACCUGUGUGGAAAGGCUUUCUCCAGAGCAGAAGCCCUAAAAUUGCACCAUCUCAUCCAUACUGGAGAAAGACCAUAUGAGUGUGACAAGUGUGGCAAUACUUUCACCACAUCAAGUCACCUACAAGUCCACCAACGCAUCCACACUGGAGAAAAACCAUAUAAGUGUGACCAGUGUGGAAAUGCUUUCACCACAUCAAGUUACCUAAAAAUCCACCAAAGCAUCCACACUGGAGAAAGACCAUAUGUCUGUGACCAGUGUGGGAAGACUUUCAAGAUAGCAAGUAAACUUAAAAAACACCAAAUAACCCACACUGGAGUUAAACCAUAUGAGUGUGAACGGUGUGGAAAUGCUUUCACCACAGCAAAUUACCUAAAAAUUCACCAACGCAUCCACACUGGAGAAAGACCAUAUAUCUGUAAUCAGUGUGCGAAGAGUUUCAUCUCACCAAAAGUCUUAAAAAUCCACCAACACGUCCACACUGGAGAAAAACCAUAUGAGUGUGACCAGUGUGGAAAAGUUUUUGCCAGAGCAAGUGAAAGAAAAAUCCACCAACGCAUCCACACUGGAGAAAAACCAUAUAACUGUGACCAGUGUGGGAAGUGUUUCACCAAAGCUUAUCACCUAAAAAUGCACCAACGGACCCACACUGGAGAAAAACCAUAUGAGUGUGACCAGUGUGGAAAUGCUUUCGCCAGAGCAGGUAACCUAAAAAUCCACCAACGCAGUCACACUGGAGAAAGACCAUAUAACUGUGAUCAGUGUGGGAAGUGUUUCAUCAAAGCUUAUCACCUAAAAAUGCACCAACGGACCCACACUGGAGAAAAACCAUAUGAGUGUGACCAGUGUGGAAAUGCUUUCACCAAUGCAAGUAACCUAACAAUCCACCAACGCAUCCACACUGGAGAAAGACCAUAUAACUGUGAUCAGUGUGGGAAGUGUUUCACCAAAGCUGAUCACUUAAAAAGGCACCAAUGCACCCACACUGGAGAGAGACCCUACCAACCCACCUGUGACCAGUGUGGGAAGACUUUCACCCGCAUGAAUGACCUUAAGAGACACCUACGCAUCCACAGAGGAGAAAGACCAUACGAGUGUGUCCAGUGUGGGAAGACUUUCACCCUCAUGGGUAACCUUAAGACACACCUACGCAUCCACAGCGGAGAAAAACCAUUUGAGUGUAUCCAGUGUGGGAAGACUUUCACCCUCAUGAAUAAUCUUAAGACACACCUACGCAUCCACAGCGGAGAAAGACCAUACGGCUGUCACCAGUGUGGGAAGAGUUUCACCCUCAUGAAUAAUCUUAAGACGCACCAACGUAUCCACAGCGGAGAAAGACCAUAUGAGUGUGACCAGUGUGGGAAGACUUUCACCCAGCUGUCUGCCCUCAAGACACACCUACGCAUCCACAGAGGAGAAAAACCAUAUUAUUGUGACCAUUGUGGGAAGACUUUCACCACAAUGAAUCACCUUAAAACACACCUACGCGUCCACAGUGGCGAGAGACCAUAUGAGUGUGACCAGUGUGGGAAACCUUUCACCCAAUUGUCUGCCCUCAAGACCCACCUACGCAUCCACAGAGGACAUAAACCAUAUUACUGUGACCAGUGUGGGAAGACUUUUACCAGAAUGGAUAGUCUUAGGAAACACCUCCACAUCCACUCUGGAGGCAGAUCAUGUGACUGUGACCAGUGUGGGAAGACUUUCACCCAAAUGAGUGGGCUGAUGACACAUCUAUGCACCCACAGAGGAGAAACACAUCAAAACAGUUUGAGUGUUACCAAUGUGAAAGAAGAUUCCCUUCAUACUCUGCUUUCUCCUAUCGUCAGCACAGAUGUGAAUCAUCAACGUCUGGACUAGGGCUGCACGAUUCUGGCAAAAACGUGAAUCACGAUUUCUUUUCUUACAAUUGAGAUCACGAUUCUCUGGCAUGAUUUUGUUCCUGAAAUGUUUAUUGCACCGGUGUCAAGGAAAAUGGGUUCUUUUACCUCAGAUUUGCAUCUUUCAUAUCAGUGUGCAAGUAGUCCAGUCACUAAUGCAGUGUUUCCUGUGGACUUGAUCUGUUGGAGUAGCAGUGUGUAAUCUGGGGUGGCGUGGGGUGCAUGC
Molecule: messenger RNA, 2719 nt
Organism: Sphaeramia orbicularis (orbiculate cardinalfish)
Lineage: Eukaryota; Metazoa; Chordata; Actinopteri; Kurtiformes; Apogonidae
Product: zinc finger protein 260-like
Exons: 3
Coding region: 509-2473 (654 amino acids)
Biological process (GO): regulation of transcription by RNA polymerase II
Cellular component (GO): nucleoplasm
Molecular function (GO): RNA polymerase II cis-regulatory region sequence-specific DNA binding; DNA-binding transcription repressor activity, RNA polymerase II-specific
Source: RefSeq, a predicted model, not a curated record